AUUGGCUUGUUUCAGGAUCUGCUAAGUAUAUAUAGCAGCCUUGUUCAGUAGUUAUGCAUUCAACUUUAAACUCCAAGAAGCCAGCCAGUUGUCCUUGUGAUUUUCAAAAAGAGAGCAAAUAUGAAAGCAGUGGCGUUCUUGAUGUGUUUGCUGGGCUCUUCACUUGCUGCCCCUGCCCCUGACAGUAGCAGUAAUGAGCAGCAGGCUGGUCAUGCUAACACAGCUCUGCAGUUGAUGGAACUCUACAGAAUGUUAGGACAUCUGCAGCAACAGGGAUUUGGUGCAGUUCCUACUGGUGCUCAACUGCUUGCAGCACCUGCAGCGCCUGCAGCACCCGCACCUGUUGAUGCCCAGCCUCAAGUUUCACCUCAAGCACCACAGCAGGGCUUUUUUUUCAACCCCGCUCUUUUCGCACCCACAGGAGAUGGAUCAGAUGAGGAAGGAACUCCACAGUUUCGUGGGUUUUACCCUCCCUACGGCUACCAGCCUGCCCAGCCGGCUGCUCCGUUGAACUCAGAUGAGGCCGAAGGGGCAGAAGAAGCAGAGGGUGCAGAAGCAGCAGAAGCAGCUGAGGCUGGAGCCGAACCUGAACCUGCUGGAACCGCUGCAACUGUUGAUGCUACUGCCGUAAACGAGAUCGCACCCGUGGAUGUUGCUGUAGAGGUUCCUGUUGAACCUGUCAUUGCUGCUGUUGUUCUGUCUCUCAUCCCUGAGGUACCAGCAGUCGCUGUGGAAAUCGACACCAAUUUGGUGGGGCCUGAUGCUACUGCUGGUGCAGAACAGGUGUUGGUGGCUGAUGCUCCUGAUGCUGCUCUGCCAGUGCAGUGAGAGGGAUGAUCACAAGCCCCGCCUCCAAGAUCCUAACCAAUCAGUCACAUCGCCGACAUUAAGACCACACCUCUAUGGUCUGAACAUUGUAGCACAGGGACUUGGCUAGACAGAGGGCGUGUCUAACUGGCUUGCUGGAACAAACUGUGGCACAUUCCUGUUGUGCUGUUUGUGAAAAUGUUUCCUAGCAGAUGACAAUUUUUAUUAACCUCACUGUAAGAAUUGAGCCGAUACUGCUGCAGACAGCGUUAAUUGUUAUAUGUCUUCUCUUUCAGUUUCUUAGUUAA
Molecule: messenger RNA, 1115 nt
Organism: Cyprinus carpio (common carp)
Lineage: Eukaryota; Metazoa; Chordata; Actinopteri; Cypriniformes; Cyprinidae
Source: RefSeq, a predicted model, not a curated record